This is a messenger RNA of Mya arenaria, 1584 nucleotides long. RefSeq names its product pyrokinin-1 receptor-like. Gene Ontology annotation, cellular component: plasma membrane. Gene Ontology annotation, molecular function: neuromedin U receptor activity. Gene Ontology annotation, biological process: neuropeptide signaling pathway. The transcript is spliced from 4 exons. Bases 1 to 1584 code for a protein of 527 amino acids. NCBI's taxonomy places the organism in Eukaryota, Metazoa, Mollusca, Bivalvia, Myida, Myidae. The record is from RefSeq and is a predicted model, not a curated record.
AUGGAACCGCUACGAUUCGUGCCUCAUAUGAAUCUAUCUUUACAAUUAUCCAGCAACGUAAGCGCUCAAAAUCAGUCCCUCCAAAGUCAAGAUGGCAUCAUUAUUGAACAAUAUCUCGAGGCCUACAUGGGAGAAAGAAGAAGAGAUAUGGUGUCCGUGGGGUUUCUCACGUUCGUGUACGUGCUAAUAUUCUUUACAGGUAUAUCAGGGAAUGUAUGCACAUGCAUUGUGAUCGCCCGGAACAACUACAUGCAUACAGCGACUAACUACUACCUCUUUAGUCUGGCCGUGUCGGAUAUGCUAACACUCAUAUUUGGUCUUCCAACGGAAGUAUAUGGAAUUUGGGAAGCGUAUCCAUGGAUAUUUGGUGAAUCUUUGUGUGUAUUUAAAUCCUUCCUCGCUGAAAUGACGUCAUAUGCUUCAGUUUUGACAAUAACAGCGUUUACGAUUGAACGCUACGUAGCAAUUUGUCAUCCAAUAAAAACUCAAACUCUUUCAAAUUUAUCACGGGCGAUGAAAACAGUGUUCUCAAUAUGGAUUAUUUCUUGCUUGUUCGCAUUACCCUACCCGAUUUUCACCCGGGUUUUUCCAUACAUAGUCAUAAACGGAACGGCCAUUCCGGACUCAUUACAAUGUAAUAUUCCCUUUGAAUGGCAGAGAGGCAUGUCUUACAUGUUCCAGAUAUCUACAUUCCUCUUUUUCGUGUUUCCAAUGGCAGUGAUAAUCAUCAUGUACGCAUUCAUUGGAUUGCAGUUAAGGCGUUCACAACUCGACUCCAAACAUAAAUCAAAGACAAGGGCAAGGAGGGCCGUGGUUCGAAUGCUUGUUGCUGUUGUUGUUGCCUUUUUUGUCCAAUGGGCUCCCUUUCAUGCUCAACGCUUGAUGACGUCAUACAUGCCUCCCGAGAAUUGGACACCGGCCCUGAUACGAUUCCAGAGCGAUCUUUUCUAUGUGUCUGGAGUGCUGUAUUUCUGUAAUUCCACAAUAAAUCCUAUCCUCUACAAUUCAAUGUCAAAGAAGUUCCGUCUUGCCUUCAAAAGGACUUUAUGUCGUUGCUGUUAUUCGUCAGAGGAACUGCUGGAGGUUAAUGGGAAAACAAAGUCCGUGUAUUGCUCAGACAAAACGAACGCUCACGCGACAAGACAACAUCCGAACGUCAUUGCAAGAUUGUCGUACGUUGACAUCCCAGGUAGUAAGCUCAAUAGUAGCUUUCUAAAACCGGAUGUUUACAGGGAUUCGCAUUACCUCAAUCUUCACAAUAGGUUAUCUCCGACAAGGUGCUUUUAUCAAAAUGGCUCAACAGGAAAACUCAACGGCUCACUAUACAGUGUUGACAAUGAGAGAUGCCAAUUAAGUCCUACAAAUGCUGUUCAAAUUAAUGGUUUUGCGCCUCGAGCAGCUGGGCUCAGAUACCAGAAUUCAACAAACAGCAGCCUUGUCAGCUUUGCGGAUCUUGAGUCGGAUUCAGUUAUAGAACUGAAGUCUCUAUCCAGCUGUAGUUGUGGCAGUAAUACAAUGCUGAAUUCAAGACUAAUCGCAGCAUCGGGACGAAUUACAAACAAUAAAAGAUCAUCGUAUUUGUGA